ACCCUUUGUUUAUUUUUUAUUUACAAAAGUGUGCUUGAAAAUUCCAAACAAACAACUUCUAUUUGUAAAUAUUUUGUACAUAAAAGAAUUGCUAAAAAGUAUCGAAAACAUGUCCUAUUUACUCACGGAAAUUGCCUUGGAGAUGUUGGGCUAUAAAUUUUACGAUAUCUAUGGAAUGCAGGAUGAAAUAAAUAAUUUUCAAAAACAAACUAACACGGAACGCACUUCGGAUAGCAAUGGCACCGAAACCAAUUUGGCUCAAUUGCUGGGAGUUAAUAUGGAAGGCGAUAGGAAUCGUAAGUCAAAUGCUGCAAAUAACAAGGAAUUAUUCGAAGAAGUCAAUGCCAAUUUACCCGAUUCUUUAAACAAACUAAUGGACUGUGAAUACAAUAAAGUAAGGCAACAAGUUUUGCACAAUAAACCCGUCGUAAUGGACAAUCAGAAUGCUCAGGCCAUUAUACAGAACUUCAUUGAAACGGAACACGAGAAAUUGCGUUUUGAACAUCAGAGUUUACGUAAUUUUCGUAAAAUUGUUGAACAAAAUCUAUUACAAGUGAAUCCAGCAACGUUCGAGAAAUAUUGUCAGACUUUUAAACCGGCACGCAAACAACUUAAACGUUUGGAUGGUAAUAAGAAAUAAAUUUAUUGCAGUAUUAUAGUGUUUAUAAAUUAUAAAUGAAUUAAAAAUAAAUUUAACAAUACUA
Messenger RNA from Lucilia sericata (common green bottle fly), 704 nucleotides. RefSeq lists its product as uncharacterized. The transcript has a single exon. The coding region runs from base 110 to 640 and encodes 176 amino acids. NCBI's taxonomy places the organism in Eukaryota, Metazoa, Arthropoda, Insecta, Diptera, Calliphoridae. The record is from RefSeq and is a predicted model, not a curated record.